AUGGCUGCCCCGCCGCCGCUGCGGGUGUUGUGCCUGGCGGGCUUCCGGCAGAGCGAGCGGGGUUUCCGCGAGAAGACGGGGGCCCUGAGGAAGGCGCUGCGGGGCCGCGCCGAGCUCGUGUGCCUCAGCGGCCCGCACCCGAUCCGGGAAGCCGCCGAGCCAGACUCUGGUGAGGAGCGCGGGCCCGGAAGUGCGCUCGUGUGUACCUUGCGCCUUGCAGUCACCGCGCCCCACUGCUCGGAGUGCGAGGAGGCCCCUGCAGCCUCCCUGCGCUCCGUCCUCCUUCCUGCCCUCGUCCCCGCGCACCCCGCAGCCCGGCCCCUUUCCCAUUCGUUCUCCUACCCCACGCCCUCGCCUCCGUCUGUCUCCGCAGAGCUCUGCGCCCCGGAGGAGCUGCCUCGAGGCUGGUGGUUCUCGGAAGCCGGGGCCGACGUCUUCACCGCGCUGGAGGAGCCCGCGGAGUGCCGAGGGCUGGAGGCGGCGCUGGACACGGUGGCCCGGGCCCUGCAGCAGCUGGGCCCUUUCGACGGGCUGCUCGGCUUCAGCCAGGGCGCCGCCCUCGCCGCCCUGGUGUGCGCCCUGGGCCAGGCAGGCGACGCCCGCUUCCCCUCGCCACGGUUCGUGAUCCUGGUGUCCGGCUUUUGCCCCCGCGGCCGGGACUUCAAGGAAGCCGUCCUUCAGACGCCCUUAGCUCUGCCUUCACUCCAUGUGUUUGGGGACACGGACCGUGUCAUCCCCUCGCAGGAGAGCAGGCAGCUGGCUAGCCGGUUCUCUGGAGCCGUUACCCUUAAUCACACUGGGGGCCACUUCAUUCCGGCAGCCGCACCCCAGCGUCAGGCCUACCUCAAGUUCUUGGACCAGUUUGCAGCGUGAGAGCAAUAAAUGUCUCAGCUUCUUUGCAGACGCCUUAUCUCUAGUGGG
This is a messenger RNA of Suncus etruscus (white-toothed pygmy shrew), 921 nucleotides long. It is a transcript of the gene OVCA2, whose product is annotated as OVCA2 serine hydrolase domain containing. Gene Ontology annotation, cellular component: cytoplasm; nucleus. The record is from RefSeq and is a predicted model, not a curated record. The transcript has a single exon. Lineage: Eukaryota; Metazoa; Chordata; Mammalia; Eulipotyphla; Soricidae. The coding region runs from base 1 to 873 and encodes 290 amino acids. Gene Ontology annotation, biological process: response to retinoic acid.